Molecule: messenger RNA, 1260 nt
Organism: Cicer arietinum (chickpea)
Lineage: Eukaryota; Viridiplantae; Streptophyta; Magnoliopsida; Fabales; Fabaceae
Product: RNA-binding protein 2-like
Molecular function (GO): RNA binding
Source: RefSeq, a predicted model, not a curated record
AUCAAUUUUAUUUACGGACAAAAAAAUAAUUUUACGGUGACUUUUGGUUUUAAGGAAAGGCAAACAGAAAGGGAUUGGUUGUGUUCAUCGUGCGACUACGAGGAAGAAUUAGGGUUUUGUUAUUUUGAGAAUUAGGGUUUUUGAAUUUGUAAUUGCAAUCACCAUAACCAUUCACCACCAGAUCCAUCAACUUCAUCACCAUAACCAUCACCAUCACCAUCACCAUCACCAUCGUCUUCUUCUGCUCACUCCAUUUAUCUCUCGCCAUGACGGACGGCUUCUGGAAUCGACAGCAGCCGUUUAUUCCUUCUUCCGGCAUGCUCAAAAGACCUCGUACUGAAUAUGAUAUUUCACCUUCUGGUCUAACCUCAGGUAAUGAGAUACAUAAUUUUAUUGCUCGAGGCGAUGGUCACCAAAUGGUAAAGGACACUAAAACAAUAGGGUCUGCUUAUGACCGCUACCUUCAGAGUGCGGGGCUUACUUCAUUUAAUUCUGGGGAAGCUAGUGUAAUUGGUGGCGUUGGAUUGGCAAGGGGUGUUGGUGGAAUGCCAGGCCAUUCUCUAGGUGAUCCUACUGUCAUGCAGCAUCCUGGUGGUGGCCCUGAUCUUGCACGAAAUGGGCGUAAUGCCAAUUUUGGUGGUCAGUUACCUAUAAAUGCAAUUUCCAGGCCUGGACCUGAGACAAUACCACUACCCCCAGAUGCUUCAAGUACUUUAUAUGUUGAAGGGCUCCCAUCUGACUGCACAAGAAGGGAAGUGGCUCAUAUUUUUCGCCCUUUUGUCGGAUAUAGAGAAGUGAGACUUGUGACCAAAGAAUCCAAACAUCGAGGUGGAGAUCCUUUAAUCCUAUGUUUUGUAGAUUUUGCAAAUCCGGCAUGUGCAGCAACUGCUUUGAGUGCCUUGCAAGGUUAUAAAGUUGAUGAACUCAGUCCUGAGUCCACUCACUUGCGGCUUCAGUUUUCUCGGUCUCCUGGCCCUAGAAGUGGACUUGGACCUCGCGGCAAGAGGUGAGCUGGCUUACUUAGGGCUUUUAGGUUGUAUGCACACAUAGCCUAGACAGGUUGAGAUCAAACUACAAUUGCAUUUGAGCAAAACAAACAUAGUCUUUUAUGGAAUGGUCAUAGCCAAUUACCCUGUUGUAUAAAUAUUUAUAGUAUAAAUCCGAUCUGCAGUUUUUGCCUUUUGUUGGUUAAAUAAUGGUAUCAUUGUAUUGAUUUUGUUUUAUAGUUUCAAUAGUAUGGUAAGAUUUCAAAUUGGAGUA